Sabethes cyaneus is the source of this 1592-nucleotide messenger RNA. Its product is annotated as stress-activated protein kinase JNK-like. The transcript is spliced from 4 exons. Gene Ontology annotation, molecular function: ATP binding; JUN kinase activity. Lineage: Eukaryota; Metazoa; Arthropoda; Insecta; Diptera; Culicidae. Gene Ontology annotation, cellular component: cytoplasm; nucleus. Bases 289 to 1413 code for a protein of 374 amino acids. Gene Ontology annotation, biological process: protein phosphorylation; JNK cascade. The record is from RefSeq and is a predicted model, not a curated record.
UUUUUUUUAAAUUCCGUUUUUGUGUUCAAAUUUUGUUAUAAUACUGACCCUUGAGACAGCGGGAGAAAAGAGAAGUUUAUUGUUUAGAACUAUUGAAGUGGGCUUUUGUUGAAUAUCCUAUCUAGCUUAGUGCGAAAUAAAAAAUAGUGGAGUUUCUUUGUUUAGUGCUGGAACUGCCGGCGCUAAUUUGAAUAUAAAACAACUAGAUAGGAGACGAGUGCAGUGCGAGACCGAGAGGCUUAGAAAGAUAGAGUAGCGAGCAGCAGAGAAUCCGAGCGCUGACUAGAGAUGGACCGAGCACCGGCGCACGGGGCAGGGCCCAGCAACAGAUAUCCCAUGGGUGUGAACACCGAAUUCACAGUCCCCAACAGAUUCCAGCAUCUGACGCCACUCGCACUCGGUGCUCAAGGUGCUGUGUGUGCUGCGUAUGACACCGUAACGGGACAGCAUGUAGCAAUCAAAAAACUACUCCGAACAUUCCAAGAUCCAGUCAAUGCUAAGCGAGCCUACCGGGAAAUGAGACUGAUGCGAUUGGUUGAGCAUCCAUUCAUCAUUAAGCUGCUGCACGCUUUUUCGCCACAAAAUUCGGUCGAAUCAUUCCGCGAUAUCUACCUGUUUACCGAGCUGAUGGACAGCACCCUGAACAAUGUGAGAACUUCUACGGCCGAUCACGAACGAGUAUCCUUUCUGGUCUACCAGCUGGUGAGUGCCAUCAGGCACCUUCACAGGCUCGGCAUUAUUCAUCGUGACCUGAAACCGACCAACAUCGUCGUGCGACAGGAUUGCACACUGAGAAUUCUUGACUUUGGCUUAGCUCGAAGUUUUGAGACUAACUUUAUGAUGACCCAGUACGUGGUUACGCGACACUACCGAGCACCCGAAGUCCUGCUGAAUUUGGACUACGAUACCGGUGUGGAUAUGUGGGCCGUCGGAUGUAUGUUUGCGGGGCUCAUCACUGGAGAAGUUUUCUUGCCAGGAACCGACUAUGUGGACCAGUGGAAUCGAAUAAUCAAGACCAUUGGAACUCCCUCGGACAGUUUCCUUGCUCGAACCAGUAAGUCAACACAAAAGUACAUGAGCGGAUUGUCCUUUUACCCUCCAGCUGACUUUGCAAAGCUUUUUCCGGAUGAUGCUUUUCAUAAAGGAGUCCCUCGCUUUAAAGUACUGACUAAUGACAAUGCUCGCGAUUUGCUAAAGCGGAUGCUAACUAUCGACCCGCUCGAACGAAUAACGGUAGACGAAGCACUGGCUCAUCCCUACCUAAAGGAAUGGAUACGGGAUGAUGAGUUAGCAAACCAGGCAGAGUUUCCGUACGAUCACAGUCUCGAUGAUAAGAUGUUAUCCAUGGAUGAGUGGAGAAAGCUACUGUUCAGAGAGGUUAAGGAAAUUCAGAACGCUACGUUUCCAGUUUAACUGAAAGGAAAUCGCCGUAGCUAAUCGUUCUUCUUUUGUUUGUUAAAGAAAGGUUCCCAUAGAUUUUACUUGUUACUAUGUAUGUUAGCGUCGUGGAAGUAAAUGAACGUCUGUCAGCUGGCAAGGAUAAUGGCAAGACCGGUGGCAUGCUGCUAGCUUGCACUAUGAUUGAUGUUAUU